Molecule: messenger RNA, 1832 nt
Organism: Brassica oleracea var. oleracea
Lineage: Eukaryota; Viridiplantae; Streptophyta; Magnoliopsida; Brassicales; Brassicaceae
Product: cationic amino acid transporter 6, chloroplastic-like
Exons: 5
Coding region: 32-1771 (579 amino acids)
Biological process (GO): amino acid transport; transmembrane transport
Cellular component (GO): plasma membrane
Molecular function (GO): amino acid transmembrane transporter activity
Source: RefSeq, a predicted model, not a curated record
AUCAUACGAACGAGAGAGCAAAGUACAGAGGAUGUCAAAGUACUUUCACAGCCUCUCACAAACACCACACAGGCUCAAGUCCAGGAUGCUCGCCACGUGGACUCCCGACCAAGAGGUCAACCAAGUCCGACUCCGUUCAGGCGCCGACAUGAAGCGCAAGCUCCGGUGGUUCGACCUCGUCUCUCUCGGCGUCGGCGGAAUGCUCGGAGUCGGUGUCUUCGUGACCACCGGACCCGUCGCACGUGACAUCUCUGGCCCGGCAGUAUUCAUUUCCUACAUGAUCGCUGGUUUCUCGGCAGUUUUGUCCUCACUCUGCUACACCGAGUUCUCAGUUAACGUCCCUGUCGCUGGUGGAGCUUUUAGUUAUCUCCGAGUCACUUUCGGUGAGUUCAUCGGGUAUUUUGGAGGAGUCAACAUACUAUUGGAGUAUGUUUUGUCCAACGCGGCGGUUGCUAGAAGCUUUACGGAGUAUAUGUGUACUGCGAUUGGCGUUUCUGAUCCAAACGCUUGGAGAGUUAAAGUAAUUGGUCUCGCGAAAGGUUACAAUGAACUUGAUUUUCCUGCGGUCGUACUUGUUCUUCUCCUCACUCUUUGCCUUUGUCAUAGCACGAAGGAAAGCUCCAUGCUGAACCUAGUGAUGACGGUGUUCCACGUAAUAUUCUUCGGGUUUGUAAUAAUCGCCGGAUUCUGUCACGGUGACGGAGUCAAGGCGCUGGUGGAGCCUCGAGGCCUUACUCCCUACGGUGCUCGCGGAGUGGUUAACGGAGCUGCCGUCGUGUACUUCAGCUACAUCGGGUACGACACCGUUUCCACUCUUGCUGAAGAGAUCCAAAACCCUUCCUUCAGUCUCCCCGUCGGAAUCAUUGGCUCCGUCUCCGUCGUCUCCGUCCUCUAUUGCCUCAUGUCUCUCGUACUCUGCGUCAUGGUUCCGUACAAUGAGAUAUCAAAGAGCGCGUCGUACGCGGUUGCUUUUCGGAGGAUCGGGUGGGGUUGGGCAGGGAACGUGGUUGGUGCAGGUGCCAGUCUAGGAAUCGUGGCAUCGCUUUUGGUGGCGAUGUUAGGGCAAGCGAGAUAUCUCUGUGUGAUCGGAAGAGCCAGACUGGUCCCUUCAUGGCUCGCCAAGGUUCAUCCUUCUACAGGAACUCCCUUGAACGCUACACUCUUUCUCGGUAUAUGCACAGCAACAAUUGCGUUAUUCACCGAUCUAGAAAUAGUGAUGGAGCUGAUUUCACUCGGAACACUCUGUGUUUUCUACCUAGUCGCAAACGCUCUUAUCUAUCGCAAAUACACCUUAACAGGCCAAAACGCACCCUUUCGCACACUCUCGUUCCUUGCCCUCCUCUCUUUUUUCUCGCUAGCGUUCUCCCUCUGGUGGAAACUAAACAAACCGUGGUGGGGCCUGACGCUAUUUAUCGUGAUCACAAUAGCGGUAACUGCGCUUUUCCAAUACCACACGUGGUCGAUCUCGUCUACGACUAAUAAGAAUCUUCUGACACCAUCCUGUCCCUCCAAAUGGUCGGUACCGUUCAUGCCGUGGCCGGCAGCAGCUUCAGUGUUCCUUAACGUUUUUCUAACGACAACACUGAAAACGCUGUCGUUUCAGAGGUUUGCGAUUUGGACGUGCCUUGUAACGAUGUUCUAUGUGCUGUAUGGCGUUCAUAGGACUUAUGAGGCGGAAGAGAUGGGUAGAGUAGAUGUUGUUGAAAUUCAUGUGACUAGCACGAGGGUGCAACCGGAUAAGUUGGACAACGUUCAAAUGGCAAUUCCUUAAAAGUGUAUAUUUAGAUUAUUAGUUUUUUUUCCGUGUGUUGAGUUAAGAAAAUCGAUAUAGU